Messenger RNA from Caenorhabditis remanei, 543 nucleotides. RefSeq lists its product as uncharacterized. NCBI's taxonomy places the organism in Eukaryota, Metazoa, Nematoda, Chromadorea, Rhabditida, Rhabditidae. The transcript has 4 exons. The record is from RefSeq and is a predicted model, not a curated record. Bases 1 to 543 code for a protein of 180 amino acids.
AUGCAAAAGCCACCUUCGCCAUCACCUUCUUCCAAGGUUCCUCAACUGACGUCCAUCGAUGCCGAGCCAAAAGGAGCUAGUAGAGACACCGCCCAACUCCCGUGUUGUCGUGAUAGAUUUGGAGAGCAGGCGUGCCAAUCGCUGAGAAAAGCACAGCCAGCUCUUUUUGAGAAAAGAUGCCUCUCCGAUCAUGACUUCAGCGCCCUCGACUGCUGUGGAGAAUGCAGAAAAUACAUUGAGAGAAACAAGAUCAGUUCCGAAAACUCUCGGUCCCUCCAAAAGGCUCCAACAAUGUGUAAAGACAAACAUUCCAUCGGAUUCUGUCGGAGAUUUAAAGCAGCUGGAAUGGGAAAAUACAGUUGUUCUGACGCGGAGUUUGCAGUCCGAGUAUGCCGUCAUUCGUGUGGAUACUGUAACGAUGAGUUGUACUCAAUGAAGAAUGCUCCGUCAAUGUGCUCCGAUGCCAACAAGUCAAUUCCAAUCGUGAAUGGAACUCAUUUAUAUUGGGCGUUUGGACGGGAGGAUAAGAAGAAAACUGUUUGA